This is a messenger RNA of Rotaria sp. Silwood1, 630 nucleotides long. NCBI's taxonomy places the organism in Eukaryota, Metazoa, Rotifera, Eurotatoria, Philodinida, Philodinidae. The record is from the annotation of a GenBank genome assembly.
AUGAAAGCAUUGAAUGAUCAAAAACAGCAGAUGAUUAAUGAGAUCACUGAAUGGGAAAAUAAUCUUCUACGUCAAAUUCAAGAAAAUGUUGUUAAUCAAAAAGCUUUACUUGAACAAGAAUCUAAAUAUCAACUAAAUUAUCUUCAAGCUAAAUGUCAAGAAUUUCUCGAUACAGCGUUGAUAUAUGAAGAGAAAAAGACUAGAGAAGAAGUUCGCCUAUUGAUUGAACAAUGUCAUGAUUUAAAAUUUGAAAUAGGUCUAUUUGAAUAUCCAGAACGGCUUAUCCCAUUUAUUAAAAUGCAAAAACAAAAACAACCCAUAGAAGUCAAACAAGAUGUCUUAAGCCAACAUAAAUUUAACAGUAAAUCAACAACUAACGAUGAUUUUAGAAUAGAUAAUAAUAAAAAUCUAUAUCCAUCUACAUCUUCUAUAUCGACAUUUGCGAGUUCUAAUCAAACAAAUCAACAAUCAUCGACAACUUCGUCUUUUAUUCAUGAUAAUCAAAAGUCUAAUAUGAUAAAUCAUGAUGAUAUCUUGGAUAAAUGUCCUGCUUGUUUUAUAAUCUUUCCAUCAAAUAUGGGAACUUAUGAACGAUCACAACAUGUCAAUCAACAUUUUGAAGAUAGUUGA